Molecule: messenger RNA, 1286 nt
Organism: Cicer arietinum (chickpea)
Lineage: Eukaryota; Viridiplantae; Streptophyta; Magnoliopsida; Fabales; Fabaceae
Source: RefSeq, a predicted model, not a curated record
ACCACCAAAUGGUAGGUAAAGUGUCAGUCCUCUAGUAUGAUAAAAGAAGAUGGAUUGGAGAGUGGUGGGUAUAGCCUUGCCCCCACACCAUGCAGUGAUCAUUCAAAUCCUUUUUAUAAAGCAACCAACAUAACAAAGCUUUUCAGCUUCUAAUUUCUAACUUUAUCUAGUCACUUUAGAGAAAACUAAAACAUUUAAUAUAUCACUAAGCCCACUCUAGUUCUUCCUCUACUCACAAAAUUGAUCUCUCACCCUCUUUCUUUUCUUCACUCCUUAAGUGCAUCAUAGCAUGUAGUAACAAUCCUUAAGAUAUCAUGAAAGGAAUGAGAGGCAACUUUCUUACAAAAUUGAAACUCAUUCCAACCAAAACCAAACAAGGCCUUAUUCUUAUCCAAAAAUCUCCAACUUCACCAUUCUUUGAUGACCACAAAGAAAACAACCUUAGUGGAAGUGAGAAUAAUGAUGAAAAACAACAUUUUGAGGAACAAGAAUUCAAUUUCAAAGCUACACCAACUACAACCAUAAAGAGUCCUAGUAACACAUCACCAAAAGUUUCAUGCAUCAAAGAAUUCCCAUCUCUUAAUGAUUUUGAAGAAAAAUGUCCACCGGGAGGAACCAAAUCAAUAAUUCUUUACACAACAAGUUUGAGAGGAAUAAGGAAAACAUUUCAAGAUUGCAACACAAUACGUUUCUUGUUGAGAAAUUUAAGAAUAUUGUACCAUGAAAGGGAUGUGUCUUUGCAUUUGGAAUACAGAGAGGAGUUGUGGAAUGUGUUGGGAGGGAAAGUGAUUCCUCCAAAGCUUUUUAUCAAAGGAAGGUAUAUUGGAGGAGCUGAUGAAGUGAUUGGAUUGCAUGAAAUGGGUUGGCUUGGGAAGAUUUUGGAAGGAACACCAAAUGUUACUAGUGAUUGUGUUUGCAUUGGUUGUGCUAACAUGGGAUUUACUAUUUGUUCAACUUGUUGUGGAAGUUGCAAAAUCUUCACCAACAAUGAAUGUUUCCUUAGAUGUCAUGAGUGUAACGAAAAUGGCCUUGUCAAAUGUCACAUUUGCUGCUAGAAAUUGAGAUUUGAAUUGUCUUCGGUGGUCGGAAAAUCUAUGCAUUUAUAUAACUAAUACGUGUGAAUGUGUGGAUGUUGAAUAUCAACUUUGAAAUUUAAAUUAACUGAUCUUUAUCCAACGACUAUCAAAGUGUCGAUUGUGUGAAUAUAUAGAUCGUUGACUCCAAUCAAAAUUCGAGAAAUUGAACUUACUAAAAUCUAGUAUGCAUGUAUUUGCUUUAUUUUUUUA